This is a messenger RNA of Anguilla rostrata (American eel), 1321 nucleotides long. Its product is annotated as transmembrane protein 92. The transcript is spliced from 4 exons. NCBI's taxonomy places the organism in Eukaryota, Metazoa, Chordata, Actinopteri, Anguilliformes, Anguillidae. The record is from RefSeq and is a predicted model, not a curated record. The coding region runs from base 527 to 901 and encodes 124 amino acids.
CAGAGCCAAACAACAAAAAUUGUGUCAAUGUCUAAAUGCCCAUUUUAUAUAUUUAUAGUGCUGUCCACAGGUAUUUGGACAGUGACACAAAUUAUUUGUUGUUUUGCUCUGCACUCCAGCAUAUGAGAUUUGAAAUUUAUAUAAAUAUAUACAUUUCUCAUUUUGCCCUCGACAUUGAGCUGGCCUAUGUGAACAUGGGAAGCGCCUGUAUCCUUAAAUGGGAUGGAGAGGCUAUAAAAACAGCAAUCAUUGUUUUCACUCCCAUCAUAAAGCCAUCACCAGAGUGAAGAUAACACACACGCACACGCUCUCCCCUCACACACACGCUCACGCUCUCCCUCACACACACGCUCACGCUCUCCCUCACACACACGGUCACACUCCGGCGCCGCUUCAGUGGAUGAUCUCUAAAAAGGCAAGCCUCAGCUGCACCUGCGCAUCUGGCAUUCUGGAGUAGCUAAGCACAUCUGAAAACAGCCUCUCUGCCCUGCCCAGGUUCUACAGUGCCCCUGCUGUGGUUCCUAAGAUGGUGAUGGACACGUUUCCCUUUUUAGAGGUCUUCAUGCCUUUCGUUGGGUUCGGCAUCGUGGUGCUGUGCUGCACCCCCCUCUGCAGGGCAUGCCACAGCUUCCAGGAGAGCCGGCACGAGCGCGUCGACUCCCCCUCCGUCUAUAUCAUCCCCUUCCCCGCGGAGGAGAGAGCGCACAGCCCGCCCCGCUACAGCACCGCCGUCUUCGCCAGCCCCGCGCCGCCGCCGUACGCGGAGGUGGAGAUGAAGCCGGAGCUUUUCCCUCACCCUGAGGACGUCCCACCCCCGUACACAGAAGUGGACCUCCCGUUGCCCUCCACGGCCCCUCUGCCUCCGACAGCACCCCCGCAGCCCCGCUCGAUAUCACCCUGACGCAUGGCUGCGCACAGACAGCGCGCGGCCACAGGAGCCGCAACAGCCAGGAAGACAACCGCCCGCGAGACUACACGGACAACUUCUCUGUACGGAACAGAGGCUUCAGAACUACGGAGGGCUCCUUUCACUAGCGGAUCUUUUUACAGGGAACCUUAACGUGAAAAUGGCACCUUCAAUAUAAAUUGACUUAAUUUGCAACGAGGAGAGGAGGAUGACGUAUUAGGACUGUAAUAUCUAGUACCUGUUCUUAGGUACCAUCCAAGUGUAUGUUGUGUAAAUAUGUUCUUCCGUAAAGUUUGAUAAAAAUGUAUUACAGUCGUUGUACAGUUUACGACAGGUUUUCCCGUGCACGUCAAUGGAAAAUACGAGCGUGUGACUGACAAUCAGAAUAAAUGUUGCUUUGUUUAUUUGUAACGA